Neodiprion fabricii is the source of this 1323-nucleotide messenger RNA. Its product is annotated as histone H3. Bases 41 to 451 code for a protein of 136 amino acids. The transcript has a single exon. Gene Ontology annotation, cellular component: nucleosome. The record is from RefSeq and is a predicted model, not a curated record. Lineage: Eukaryota; Metazoa; Arthropoda; Insecta; Hymenoptera; Diprionidae. Gene Ontology annotation, molecular function: DNA binding; structural constituent of chromatin; protein heterodimerization activity.
CGCUCAAGUUUAGUUGCUUCUAGCAUCUUAAUUGUUCGAUAUGGCUCGCACUAAGCAAACCGCUCGUAAGUCGACUGGAGGUAAGGCGCCGCGCAAACAAUUGGCCACUAAGGCAGCUCGUAAGAGUGCCCCAGCCACCGGCGGUGUUAAGAAGCCUCAUCGCUACCGUCCAGGAACCGUUGCUCUUCGUGAAAUCCGGCGUUAUCAAAAGAGCACCGAGCUUUUGAUACGCAAGUUGCCCUUCCAACGUUUGGUUCGUGAGAUUGCUCAGGACUUCAAAACAGACUUGCGAUUCCAAAGCUCUGCUGUUAUGGCUCUUCAGGAGGCUAGCGAAGCUUAUCUCGUCGGACUGUUUGAAGACACCAACUUGUGCGCUAUUCAUGCUAAGCGCGUAACCAUCAUGCCCAAAGAUAUUCAGCUCGCUCGUCGUAUUCGCGGUGAACGCGCUUGAUUUUCUUCAUUUGACAAAUCAUUACAACCGGCCCUUUUCAGGGCCACAAAUAUUUCUCGCCAAAUAUCGUUUCAUACUGUCACGAGGUAAUGCAGAUUAUCAUUCCCCAUCUAUCAACCUAAUUUUCUAUCACAGAAAAUAUCGAUACCACAAUAUCGUCCCAUAACCUCCUUCACCACAUGGUUUGCCCCUGGUCGAUUUCAACGUGACAUGUGCACGUAUCUUCGAAUAUGAGAGUCCUGAUUGAAAACGGUAAGAGAGCUUAAUAUGCUCCAUUCUAUACGUAUUUUGAUCAAAAUCACUUCGAUACAUUUUCACUUCAUGCCGCUAUUAAGAGGCAGCAUGAAUUCAACGAAUUUACUAUUGCAAUAUUGUAGAAUCUGUACCACUUCUGUAUUUCUACAUCAAAUCAACAUCUGAAACGUUUUAUUCGGAAUUGUGUAUACAUAUGGAAUGUGGCUGUUGAGUCCUUUUAAGGUACAUGGACUUUGAUAGAUGGAGAUACAUACGGCAACGUCGAAAUCGACCAGGGUAGCCCCUAUAAUAUAUUUUAUAUCAUUGAGUCAACGUGCUGCAACACGCAAAACCCCAAAUACCAAACCUUGCAUUUUUUUCUCACGGAAAAUCGGAGCAAUCAUCAAACAGCCAGAUAUACAUAGAAUACUUUACCUUUCGUUUUGACUUUUGUGUACUUCAGCUUUAUACAUUUUGAAAUCCUACGAAAUACACUUUCAUGUGUUUGUAAAUUCGAUGUGUGACCUUUUUAUUUUCUGAUUUUUCUACAUUUUUAACUCCACCCGAAUUCAUCGGUUCUACACCGUUGAAGAUCACGGUGUUCAAUGUUGAUCGCAUGAUAAUAAUGCACAAACGCU